AUUGUGGGCGAUUCGGCUAAUGGCGUCGGCGAGUCUGGGCACCCGGGGCAGGCAUCGCUGAAGCCUCUAGCCACUUCGGCUAGGUGACGCCCGCCGUGGCCGGGCCCCGCGGCAGCGGGAGGAACCUGCCCGCCUGGUGGGCUCCCGAGCCGGCGCCGGCAGAGCCUCGCGGGGCGGUACGGCUGCGGGCAGCGCUCGGCGAGCAGCCGUCGGCGGUGCGGGGCGGCGGAGGAGGGGUUCUAGGGCACGCCUCGGGGGCGAGCCCAGGCCGGGCCGUGCGUCCACCCGCGGAGCCCUGGGCUGGGCUGCGGGAGGCUGAGGGGCUGACAGUGUCAGCCUGCUGUGCCGUUCGCUCCCCGAUCGGCUAGGACCUGGUGGGGGACCAUGUCCGGCACCAACAGCCCAGAGGCUGUGAAGAAGCUCCUGGAGAAUAUGCAGAGCGACCUGCGGGCCUUGUCACUAGAAUGCAAGAAGAAAUUCCCACCUGUCAAGGAGGCUGCUGAAUCUGGAAUAAUAAAAGUAAAAACAAUAGCUGCAAGAAACACUGAAAUUUUGGCAGCAUUGAAAGAGAACAGCUCGGAAGUCGUGCAGCCUUUCCUAAUGGGGUGUGGGACCAAGGAGCCAAAGAUCACUCAGCUGUGUCUGGCCGCCAUCCAGAGACUCAUGUCACAUGAGGUGGUGUCUGAGACUGCUGCUGGAAACAUAAUUAACAUGCUUUGGCAGCUGAUGGAAAAUAGCCUUGAAGAGCUGAAGCUGCUUCAGACAGUUCUUGUUCUCCUAACGACCAACACAGUAGUUCAUGAUGAGGCACUAUCCAAGGCGAUUGUUCUUUGUUUUCGACUGCACUUCACAAAGGACAAUAUCACAAACAACACAGCUGCUGCUACAGUACGGCAGGUGGUAACCGUUGUCUUCGAGAGGAUGGUGGCCGAAGACGAGCGGCACAGUGACAUAGAACCACCAGUGCUGGUCCAAGGAAACAGUAACCGAAGGUCUGUCAGCACCCUGAAGCCUUGUGCUAAAGAUGCAUAUAUGCUUUUCCAGGACCUUUGUCAGUUGGUUAAUGCUGACGCCCCUUACUGGCUCGUCGGCAUGACCGAAAUGACUCGGACUUUUGGCCUGGAGCUGCUGGAAUCAGUCCUCAAUGACUUCCCACAGGUCUUUUUACAACAUCAGGAAUUCAGUUUCCUCCUCAAAGAAAGAGUAUGCCCUCUUGUGAUCAAGCUCUUUUCUCCAAAUAUAAAAUUCAGACAAGGUUCCAGCACUUCAUCUUCUCCAGCACCAGUUGAAAAACCGUAUUUUCCCAUCUGCAUGCGUUUGCUGAGAGUGGUGUCUGUUCUGAUCAAGCAGUUUUAUAGUCUUUUGGUAACCGAGUGUGAAAUAUUUCUGUCACUGCUGGUCAAGUUCCUGGAUGCAGAUAAGCCACAGUGGCUUCGAGCUGUUGCCGUGGAAUCGAUACACAGGCUCUGUGUGCAGCCUCACUUGUUAAGGUCUUUUUGUCAGUCGUACGACAUGAAGCAGCAUUCCACCAAGGUCUUCCGUGACAUUGUGAACGCACUGGGGUCUUUUAUCCAGUCUUUGUUUCUCGUCCCUCCUACUGGAAACCCUGCUGCAGCCAACCAAGCUGGAAAUAAUAAUGCUGGUGGCCCAGUCUCAGCGCCAGCCAGCUCAGGGAUGGUGGGGAUUGGUGGAGGUGUUACUCUGCUACCAGCAUUUGAAUACAGAGGAACUUGGAUACCUAUCCUGACUAUUACAGUUCAGGGCAGCGCGAAAGCCACUUACCUAGAAAUGCUGGACAAAGUUGAACCCCCAACCAUACCAGAAGGCUAUGCCAUGUCUGUGGCUUUCCACUGUCUAUUGGAUCUUGUCCGUGGAAUCACCACUAUGAUAGAAGGAGAGUUGGGAGAGGCUGAAACCGAGUGUCCAGCUGUCGUUCAAGAAGCACACUCUGAGUCAUCAGAACAGCGGGACGUGCAGUCAGUGUCAGACCCAGCAGAUAAGGAGACAGUUAGUAGAGCCGUUUGGGAAGAGAUGGUGAGUGCCUGCUGGUGUGGUCUUCUCGCUGCACUCUCGCUCCUGCUCGAUGCCAGCACAGAUGAGGCUGCCACUGAGAAUAUUUUAAAAGCUGAACUGACUAUGGCCGCUCUGUGUGGAAGAUUGGGCCUUGUCACAUCAAGGGACGCCUUUAUCACCGCCAUCUGCAAAGGCUCCUUGCCUCCACAUUAUGCUCUGACCGUACUGAAUGCCACCACUGCAGCUACACUUUCCAAUAAAUCAUAUUCUAUCCAGGGCCACAGUGUCAUGAUGAUAAGUCCAUCCAGUGAAUCCCACCAACAAGUUGUGGCAGUGGGUCAGCCUCUGGCAGUCCAGCCUCAAGGAACAGUAAUGCUGACUUCCAAAAACAUCCAGUGUAUGAGGACGCUGCUUAACUUGGCACACUGUCACGGUGCUGUUCUCGGAACAUCUUGGCAACUUGUUUUGGCAACUCUUCAGCAUCUUGUGUGGAUUCUGGGACUAAAGCCUAGUGGUGGUGGUGCCUUGAAGCCUGGAAGAGCUGUAGAAGGACCCAGUACAGUUCUGACAACAGCAGUGAUGACAGAUUUGCCAGUAAUUUCCAACAUACUUUCAAGACUCUUUGAGAGCUCACAGUAUCUUGAUGACGUAUCUUUGCAUCAUUUAAUAAAUGCACUUUGUUCCUUAUCUCUAGAAGCAAUGGAUAUGGCCUAUGGAAACAAUAAGGAACCAUCUCUUUUUGCUGUUGCCAAACUAUUAGAAACUGGUCUAGUUAAUAUGCACAGAAUAGAAAUCUUAUGGAGACCUCUAACUGGCCAUCUACUGGAGAAGGUGUGCCAGCACCCAAACUCUCGAAUGAGAGAGUGGGGAGCAGAAGCCCUGACGUCCCUCAUUAAAGCAGGGCUGACAUUUAAUCACGAGCCGCCGCUGACACAGAACCAGAGACUGCAGCUGCUUUUGUUGAACCCACUAAAGGAGAUGUCCAGUAUUAACCAUCCAGAUAUUCGACUCAAGCAAUUAGAAUGUGUGUUGCAGAUUCUGCAGAGUCAGGGAGACAGUCUGGGACCUGGAUGGCCAUUAGUUCUUGGAGUCAUGGGAGCUAUCAGAAAUGAUCAAGGAGAAUCUUUAAUAAGAACUGCCUUCCAGUGUCUUCAGUUGGUUGUGACAGAUUUUCUACCAACAAUGCCUUGUUCUUGCCUACAGAUAGUUGUAGAUGUUGCAGGUAGCUUUGGACUUCAUAACCAAGAACUUAAUAUUAGUUUAACUUCUAUAGGCUUAUUGUGGAAUAUUUCAGAUUAUUUUUUCCAAAGAGGGGAAACUAUCGAAAAAGAGUUAAAUAAAGAAGAGGCGGCCCAGCAGAAGCAGGCAGAAGAGAAGGGAGUGUCUCUAAACCGGCCGUUCCACCCUGCACCGCCCUUUGAUUGCUUGUGGCUGUGCCUUUACGCAAAGCUGGGCGAACUGUGUGUGGACCCGCGCCCCGCUGUGAGGAAAAGUGCAGGGCAGACUCUGUUUUCUACGAUUGGUGCACACGGGACCUUGCUGCAGCAUUCAACCUGGCACACGGUUAUCUGGAAGGUUCUCUUUCAUCUACUGGACCGAGUUCGAGAAUCUUCUACUACAGCAGACAAAGAGAAGAUUGAGUCUGGAGGUGGAAAUAUUUUAAUUCAUCAUUCAAGAGACACAGCAGAGAAACAGUGGGCUGAGACAUGGGUACUGACAUUGGCUGGAGUGGCAAGGAUCUUCAAUACCAGACGAUACUUGCUGCAGCCGCUAGGAGACUUUUCAAGAGCUUGGGAUGUUCUUCUUGACCACAUUCAGUCAGCCGCACUCAGCAAAAACAAUGAAGUAUCCCUGGCUGCUCUGAAAAGCUUCCAGGAGAUAUUACAGCUUGUGUCACCUGUCAGAGACUCGGAGAAGCCUGAGACACCACCAGUGGUCAAUGUGCCCGUACCUGUCCUUAUAGGAAACAUCUCAGGCCCAGGCCUGAACAGGCCAUUUGUAAGGACAGAUUCCAUUGGAGACAAGCUUGGUAGAUACAGUGCUGAGCCACCCAUAGUGACUGAUGAGCUCGAAGACUUGAACCUCUGGUGGGCUGCCUGGAAUACCUGGUAUAAGAUCGGCUCUGAAAGCACAAAGCCACCUGUAACUUUUGAUAAGCUCACCUUCAUUCCCAGCCAGCCUUUUCUUACAGCUUUGAUUCAGAUAUUCCCAGCUCUCUACCAGCACAUAAAAGCUGGCUUCAACAUGGACGACCUGCACAAGUUGGGGGUCAUAUUGCACAGCGCCGUUUCAGUCCCAAUAAGUUCAGAUGCGUCCCCUUUCAUCCUUCCAUCUUAUACUGAAGCAGUUCUAACAAGCUUACAGGAAGCUGUGCUUACGGCUUUAGAUGUUCUCCAAAAGGCCAUCUGCGUUGGACCAGAAAACAUGCAGAUAAUGUACCCAGCUAUAUUUGACCAGUUACUGGCAUUUGUAGAGUUUUCCUGUAAACCUCCACAGUAUGGACAGCUGGAAACAAAGCACAUUGCAAAUGCAAAAUAUAAUCAGAUCCAACUAUUUGCACCGGCGGAAUGGGUAGCCUUGAAUUAUGUGCCAUUUGCUGAGAGAUCUUUGGAAGUAGUUGUGGAUUUGUACCAAAAAACAGCCUGUCAUAAAGCAGUGGUGAAUGAAAAAGUCCUCCAGAAUGUUAUUAAGACUCUCAGGGUUCCUCUCAGUUUGAAGUAUUCCUGCCCUUCGGAAAGCACGUGGAAACUGGCAGUAGCUUCUCUCCUCAAAGUCCUUUCCAUUGGGCUGCCUGUCGCCCGACAGCAUGCUUCUUCUGGAAAGUUUGACAGCAUGUGGCCAGAAUUAGCCAGUACACUUGAAGACUUCCUCUUUACCAAAAGCAUACCUCCAGAUAAUCUUUCUAUUCAAGAAUUUCAAAGAAAUGAAAGUAUUGAUGUUGAAGUUGUUCAGCUCAUCAGCGCAGAGAUCCUCCCGUAUGCCAACCUUAUUCCUAAAGCCUUUGUGGGGCAGAUGAUGACCAUGCUCAACCGGGGCUCCAUCCACUCCCAGUCACCCUCAUUUACAGAAGCAGAGAUUGACAUUCGUUUGAGAGAAGAGUUUUCUAAGAUGUGUUUUGAAACACUGCUCCAGUUUUCCUUCAGUAACAAAGUCACCACACCCCAAGAAGGCUACAUCUCGCGAAUGGCGCUCACCGUGCUGUUAAAGCGGUCUCAGGAUGUCCUACAUCGCUACAUAGAGGACGAAAGGCUGAGCGGAAAGUGCCCUCUCCCCAGGCAACAGGUAACAGAAAUCAUAUUUGUUUUAAAAGCAGUCAGUACUCUCAUUGACUCGCUUAAGAAAACUCAGCCUGAGAAUGUUGAUGGAAAUACAUGGGCACAAGUAAUUGCCUUAUACCCAACUUUGGUAGAAUGUAUCACGUGUUCAUCCUCAGAAGUUUGUUCUGCUCUGAAAGAGGCACUAGUUCCCUUUAAGGAUUUCAUGCAACCACCAGCAUCCAAAGUUCAAAAUGGAGAAUCUUGACCCCCUACAGUCAUGGAAGGAAGAGAGAUAACCUAAGGAAGAUUUGCUCCUGAGUCUUCUAUGAGAAGGACGUUUUUUACUGCAGUAAUUCUUGGCAGCUUUGUUUGCCUUCUUUAAAGUGUAAUUAUCUGGGCUCGGUAAUUCUUGUGAAAGUGUACAUUGUCAACAGAGGCUCCUGAAGGAACCAGCCUUUUAAUGAGAGAACUGAUGGGAUCGGGAUAGAGAGUUCUCCCUUGUACCUGCUAUCAUAUCUUCAGUUGGUGAUUUAAAAGUGAGCUUAUGUACAGUGUGUGGUGUGUGUGCCAUUGAUGUGCUUUUUAAAAAGGAAGAAAAGAUAUUUCCAUUCAGAUUUCUAAGGCUGGUGUUUUGCACCCUUUUUCAAGUACAGAAACUGUACUGAAGUUUUAUGCAAGGUGAUACUAUAACAUUCCAUAAUUAUCUACAACCAGCCUUUGUGAACAAAGGGAACUCAUGUACUGUGUGUAUAAUAAAUGGUACAGUUCUGUAUAAAAUAGUUGCAUUUAUUUAAAAUUUAAAAUUGAUGUUAAAUAUUGAUGUUAAAAUGCUUGAAGGCAUAUUUAUUAUUAAUACAAAGUUGUUUGCUUACAUUUUUACUUCUGAUUUGCCUUCUUAUGGGGCAGAUAAGUUUAUCAUGUAAUCACACAGCGUCAUGCUUUUUACAUGCAUUGUUGGUGACCUGUACGCCUCUGGCCAGAGGAUCAUGUGAACAGCAGAAGUUAUGGUCUGCUGACUUUGCACCUUGGAAACACAGGUUGUAACUUAAUACACUGAGAUACAUUGUAGCACGAUGACCCAAUCAUACCUCAUUCUUUAGCCUCUCUCUAAGCUUUUAUGUGUCUGUUUUUAUAUUUGCUGUCUGAAUUUUAAAGACUUGUCAUAUUUUAUAUUUCUGCUGAUUUUCCUAUGACAUUUGUCACUGUCUUUGAAUGACCAAGGCAAGAUGACUUGAGAUUUCAUGAAACUUUGCCUGUAAGGUUUUGUUCAUUUCUGCGCUUCCUUUUCUGAGUUCUUUUCAAGAGGACUCGGCACUGGGCUAACCUACAGUAUAAAACUCGAGUCACCAGCAAGUGAGUGAGCAGAGGCAGCGGCAUGUCCCAGCAGUGAGCUCACUGUGGUGGAGCACAUGACCAGUCUCUCACAAAACUGACUUUGAUCUAGCUUGCUGUAUUUGUUUAAUUAUGCUGUUGUGAUAUUUUUUUCUUCCAAGUUAAAAUUUCCUUUCGCGGAUGUCGAAAACAUUGCUGUUAAUAAGAAAUGAUAAUGGGGCUGAUAUUAUUUUAAUGCAUUCUAGAAGAAAGCUUUUGACUUUAACAAGAUUUAUAAAUUUUGGACUCUUCAGAAUAAUCAUGAAACUAUAAGGAGACAUUAAAGUUGAGUAAUCAAUGAGAUACAAUUUUGAGGCUAUUUUAAUUAUGUAAUGAUUUAAUUUGCACUGUAUUCUAUAUACGUGUGGUAAGGCCUAUUUUGAAGGAAUAUUAUUUUUAUUCACACGAAUCAAUGAAUUUCUAUUUUAUUAAUUCAUGUAAGGUUAAGGUAAAACAUGGCAUUUCAUA
Molecule: messenger RNA, 7109 nt
Organism: Microtus ochrogaster (prairie vole)
Lineage: Eukaryota; Metazoa; Chordata; Mammalia; Rodentia; Cricetidae
Gene: Mon2
Product: MON2 homolog, regulator of endosome-to-Golgi trafficking
Exons: 36
Coding region: 385-5535 (1716 amino acids)
Source: RefSeq, a predicted model, not a curated record